AUGGCAACGCAUGGUAAAGGUACGACACAGGACAGUGCAGAAGAAUACCACUCUCAGAUAGCGGUCGGCUUCUUUGGCAAUAUCCUGGUGAUCUAUAUCCACGCUGUCAGGCUGAAGAGAAGCACCACGCACCUGUUCAUCACCGCCUUGGCUGUUGCUGACACCGUUGUGUGCAUUGUGUGUAUCCCAGUAGAAAUUGUUGUAGUCCGUUAUCUGUACUCCUUCGAUAUCCCAUGGCUCUGCAGGGUGUUCCGGACGAUUGUCCUUGCCUGUGUGACCACUUCAAUAUCCGUGCUUAUAUCUAUCGCCGUUGACAGAUACAAAAAGGGUAUGCACUCCUUUCAAGUCUCAGAUUUCUGUCAAAAGGGCGAAAAUUGCAGUUGGUAUUGGCUGUAUUGUUGCUAUAACUCUUGCGUCACCCUCGAUGGUCAUUUUAGGCAGGAAGACGGUCAACAGAACUGUUGUCGGCUACGCAUGCAACACAAAUGGAAAAAAGAUUGCGAAAGCAUCUCUGGUCUUAGGAACGGGACACACAAGACCACGUUUAUGAUGUUCAUCAUCACGGCCGUGUUUAUUCUCAGCUUUGUUCCUCAUCUGGCUCUGAUGGCGACACGGGCCGUACAGAAACACACGUACGAUCACCUGGAGGGGGCGCCACUGGCUCUGUAUAACCUUUUCCUGAGAACUUACUUCAUCAACUCUGUAUCCAAUCCAAUCAUAUACGGGUUCAUGAGUGACAAAUUCCGAUCACAGGCAAAGAUUGUGUUCAGACGGAUGUGUUGUAAGAAGUAAUGUAAGUACUGAGAACUGUAUUCUUAUCAAUGUAUAAAAUAA
Molecule: messenger RNA, 834 nt
Organism: Haliotis rubra (blacklip abalone)
Lineage: Eukaryota; Metazoa; Mollusca; Gastropoda; Lepetellida; Haliotidae
Product: galanin receptor type 1-like
Exons: 2
Coding region: 1-792 (263 amino acids)
Biological process (GO): neuropeptide signaling pathway
Cellular component (GO): membrane
Molecular function (GO): G protein-coupled peptide receptor activity
Source: RefSeq, a predicted model, not a curated record